Messenger RNA from Pectinophora gossypiella (pink bollworm), 1470 nucleotides. It is a transcript of the gene Rpt5, whose product is annotated as 26S proteasome regulatory subunit 6A-B. The coding region runs from base 121 to 1407 and encodes 428 amino acids. The record is from RefSeq and is a predicted model, not a curated record. The transcript has 5 exons. Gene Ontology annotation, molecular function: ATP hydrolysis activity; ATP binding; proteasome-activating activity. NCBI's taxonomy places the organism in Eukaryota, Metazoa, Arthropoda, Insecta, Lepidoptera, Gelechiidae. Gene Ontology annotation, cellular component: proteasome regulatory particle, base subcomplex. Gene Ontology annotation, biological process: proteasome-mediated ubiquitin-dependent protein catabolic process.
GCAACUCGCACAGAAUGACAAUACAUUUCGGUGAUUUUGUUUGAAGAAUUGCAGUUUUGUUUUCACAUAAAAAUAGGAUAAAUAGGGUUUAAUUCCCUCAUAAAUUGAAAUAAAUACACAAUGGCUACAACGCUGGAAGAUAAGUCAAUUUGGGAGGAUGGCGAGGAGGCGCUGAGCGAGGAAGUACUCCGCAUGCCAACAGACGAGAUCAUUAGCCGCACGAGACUCCUGGACAAUGAAAUCAAGAUCAUGAAGAGCGAGGUGAUGAGGAUCUCCCACGAGUUGCAGGCACAGAACGAGAAAAUCAGAGAAAACACGGAGAAAAUCAAAGUGAACAAAACAUUGCCCUAUUUGGUAUCAAACGUCAUCGAAUUAUUGGACGUGGACCCUCAGGAGGAGGAGGAAGAUGGUGCUGUAGUGGACCUGGACUCGCAGCGUAAAGGCAAGUGCGCCGUCAUCAAGACUUCCACCCGACAGACAUAUUUCUUGCCAGUCAUCGGUCUGGUUGAUGCUGAGAAAUUGAAGCCUGGAGACUUGGUGGGCGUUAACAAGGACUCGUACUUGAUCCUGGAGACUCUACCGGCGGAGUACGAUGCGAGGGUGAAGGCUAUGGAGGUGGACGAGAGGCCCACAGAACAGUAUUCUGACAUUGGUGGCCUCGAUAAACAAAUUCAGGAACUAAUCGAAGCAGUAGUCCUCCCCAUGACGCACAAGGAGAAGUUUGUCAACCUGGGCAUCCACCCUCCAAAGGGAGUGCUGCUGUAUGGCCCUCCCGGCACUGGCAAGACCCUGCUGGCCAGGGCAUGCGCUGCGCAGACCAAGUCCACCUUCUUGAAGCUCGCUGGACCUCAGUUAGUGCAGAUGUUUAUCGGUGACGGUGCAAAGCUGGUUCGCGACGCGUUCGCGCUCGCCAAAGAGAAGGCCCCCGCCAUCAUCUUCAUCGACGAGCUGGACGCCAUCGGUACCAAGCGGUUUGACUCUGAGAAAGCCGGUGACCGUGAAGUGCAGCGUACUAUGUUGGAGCUCCUCAACCAACUGGAUGGGUUCACUUCUACUGCUGAUAUCAAGGUUAUCGCAGCAACCAACAGGGUAGACAUCCUGGACCCGGCCCUGCUGCGCUCGGGGCGUCUCGACAGGAAGAUCGAGUUCCCCCACCCCAACGAGGAGGCCCGCGCCAGAAUCAUGCAAAUUCAUUCCCGUAAAAUGAACGUAAGCCCAGACGUGAACUUCGAAGAAUUAUCGCGGUCGACGGACGACUUCAACGGCGCGCAGUGCAAGGCGGUGUGCGUGGAGGCCGGCAUGAUCGCGCUACGGCGCUCCGCCACCGCCGUCACGCACGAGGACUUCAUGGACGCCAUCCUCGAGGUGCAGGCCAAGAAGAAGGCCAACCUCUCCUACUACGCAUAGUGGCUGCACUCUAGAUUUAUUGUAUACUUAUAUCUAUCUAUGUAAUAAAAGUUUUUAAUUAUU